UGUCUGAUAAGAAAUUAUGCUCUCGGACAUCUGUAUUGAAAGUAAACAUAUAUUUAAAUGAGUCACACGGAUGCCAAUCCAGGCGACGCAAUGGACGGAUUACCUCAACUGUCCGAUGUGCAUGCGCGAAUUCGCGCCGCCCGUCCGGUGCCCUGUGAGUCUCGGCUGCGGGCACACCCUCUGUAGGGACUGCCUCAGGACCGUGCUCAAUAAACCAUGCCCCUUUGAUCAGACUGUGGUACCGUUCGGCGCGGAAGAUGUGGUAGUGAACACGGCACUACUCCAACUGCUGGGAUAUGCGCCCCCUGCUCAACCGUACCACCCGCCAUGUAUUCAGAAGCUGCCAGAAGCGGACCAGCAAGCCUAUGACGUCAUAGUGAAAUGCAUGGAACACCUGUCCGUGUUCCUCAAAUAUUGCGGCAAUGUCAACAAUACAGUCGGUGGGGGUCGUCUAUCGCGACCAAUGCAGCGGAAACUGGUGACGCUGCUGCAAUGCUGCGUGCUGGACGACGAAGGUCGCGGCCGGGCGGCCCGAGCCGCUCGCUCGCUCGGCGAGCGCACCGUCACCGAACUAAUUUUGCAACACCAGAAUCCUCAGCAGUUGAGCGCGAACCUGUGGGCGGCGGUGCGUGCACGUGGCUGCCAGUUCCUCGGGCCUGCAAUGCAGGAAGAGGUUCUCAAACUUGUGCUGCUGGCACUCGAGGACGGAUCCGCACUUUCCAGGAAGGUGUUAGUGAUGUUUGUAGUCCAAAGAUUGGAGCCUCAUUUUCCACAGGCAUCCAAAACUAGUAUAGGCCACGUCGUCCAGCUCCUUUACAGAGCUUCUUGUUUUAAGGUUUCCAAACGCGAAUGCGACUCAUCGCUAAUGCAACUGAAAGAAGAAUUUCGUACCUACGAGUCGUUGCGUCGGGAACACGACGCUCAGAUUGUUCAGAUCGCCACCGAGGCCGGUCUGCGGAUAGCCCCCGACCAGUGGAGCGCGUUGCUUUACGGGGAUACGGCUCACAAAAGUCACAUGCAGAGUAUAAUCGAUAAACUGCAGUCGCCGCAGUCGUUUGCGCAGUCUGUCCAAGAACUGUUCAUAGCACUGCAACGGACUGGUGACCCCGCCCACGUGGUCGUCAUGAGCAUGCACCUGGACCGACUUGCGAGUAUCGAUCCUAGUCCAGACGCGAAGAGCCCUUUAUGGCAACAGUUGGCAGAGAUCAUGACGUCACUGAAGGAGGUUGUCUCCGGUCUCAUCCACUACCUCCAACAGCAGGCCACGGGCCGCGACACCAAUCACAAUCAGAAGCACAGCGACCGUUCGGAGCCUUCCACCAUGGUGUGUGCGACAGGCCAGCCAUCGCCGCAGACGACGGUGUCGACGCCAACGCAUAGCAAGUACAAAGUGCUUAUGUGUCGGGACGCGGCUACGCGCUCCUUCUGCCCGCGCGGCGUCGCAUGCACCUUCGCGCACUCCGAGGAGGAACUAGAGAGAUACAGGGCGAUGCCGAGCGCGAAUCAGGCUAACGGCAACUAUGCGGCGUACAUGGGCCCGGUGCCGCAGGGCAUACCGCUACCGCAGCCGAUGCCGCUGCCGCAGCCCAUGUUCCCGCGCUUCCCGAUGUCGCAGCAUCCUCAUCUCGACAACUAUAGCGUACCACAGAUGCCCACUAUGCCGCCGCAGCCGCUGGAGAUAAUACCGUCCCAGGAGUACGCCACUGACACGCACGGUGUCGACACCUUGCCACCCUCAAACUUCCAGAACGCGUUGAUACACAACCAGGCGCCCAUGACGUUGAACCAGAACGGCAUGAUGGUUCCUAUGGCGGAUCGGCCGUUCUAUCGGUUCAGCAAUAUUUUGCCUAUCCAUGAGGAGCCAAACAACCUCCAGUACGCGCCAUCAGUGUACCAGGGCCCCAGCAACGCGUCGGCGAUGACGUUUCAGAGUCAGGACAACCUUGCGCCACACAUACCAAAUAUAUUUGUGCCCGUACAACACGAGGCCUCGAGGAACAUCAGCCCAUAUUCUUUUGAUGAUCUGCAAUCGGAGCUGCUACCGGACUACCGCGUCAAGUACGGCGGCGGGCUGCGCGAAAGACGCGGCGAACCUCCACCGGCGUGGCCGCCGGGCGAAGUGUUCACAUUCGACGCCAUCCGUUCCACGUUGCCGCCGCUGCCCGCUAACACCGACGACAUGUUCAACGUGUCCGGUGAAAGGCGCGCGCUUGGCGCUGACAGGCUCGUAGUGCAAGGUGGCGCCUCCGAUCUCUCCAACCGCGCGGACGAUCAGGAGCUUGAAGAGGAAUUGCAAGCUCUAGAGCGGCGCAUUGACACCGAGUUCAAAAGCACGGAUUAAACAAACAAGCAACAGGCAGUCAGGACCAAAGUGGUUACGACACGACUCGAUUACGACGUAAGACAACAUUACGCACUCAAAUAUUCUUAACAUGUUCACUGCUCAAGAAACACCUGGUUAUACAGUUGUUCCACACCUGGGCCCAUAUGUGUAAUCACGGACCCGAGCGAAGUACACUAAAAAUUUGUUGACGUCGGACAUAAAAUGGCUUACAAAUUUUAAACUAUUCAUACAGUAGACAUUUUUAGACUACGAAAUUUUAUUUAUUAUACUCUUAUCUGCGUUUAAAUUAAAUGUAAGAAACAUACGCGAAAUGCAAUCAUAAUGUAGAAAUAACUGUGGUUACACAAUGCAACAAAAAAAUAUUUACAUCUUUUUUAAAUUUCGCAGUAAUUGAUAUAAUUUUAUUUAACCGCUGGAUUUACUUUUAUUUAUUGUUGAUUGAUGCUUUUUAUAGUAAAAUUGAA
Messenger RNA from Hyposmocoma kahamanoa, 2808 nucleotides. It is a transcript of the gene roq, whose product is annotated as roquin-1. The transcript is spliced from 15 exons. Lineage: Eukaryota; Metazoa; Arthropoda; Insecta; Lepidoptera; Cosmopterigidae. Gene Ontology annotation, molecular function: metal ion binding. The record is from RefSeq and is a predicted model, not a curated record. Bases 71 to 2341 code for a protein of 756 amino acids.